AUGGCAACGGAGCGCUCACUGGGCGCUUUACUGCGUUCCCUUCAGUCUCCCUCCGACACUCAAGAUGGCUUAAGCUUGCUCCCUACCGCAACAAGCCUCUUAGCAGUUCUCAAGAACCCCUUGAAUAUAACUCUACUCGCCUCGCAGCUGCUAACAUCCGCGGCAAUAUGGAACCAAGCUGUCGAUCUGCACACCUGCCGACGGAUUAUCAGCGUCUUCAACACGGCUGCCAUGGCAAUUCUCCAAAGCGAGGAAUCGGAAGACCCCCGAAUACCCUGGGGCGGCCCGGGACCUAAAAAGCUGGAUCGUGAGGAGUGGGUCAAGGCGGUUGUCAGCGGUGCUGAUGAGAAGUCGCCGCGAUGGAGGCACUUGCUUUUAAUUGGCGGUGUUCUCCUGGGGUUUGAAGGACAGGAUAGGCAGGGCCUACCGUGGAACGUUCGGAAGAAGCUAGAGGCCGCUCUUGUUACGGCUGCGCAGCUCGCUUUGGAGGAGCUGGACCCCCAUGACGGCGUCGAUGGUCGUUGCGUCACUAUGGUUCUGAAUUAUUCGUUUGAACUCCUCUCGGACCUUGAGAGGAGCAGACUCGACUAUGAUCGGCUGUUGCCAGUCAUGGUCCAGACGGUGUAUUUCUCACCCGAGGGAUUUGAGGGAGCAUAUUUCCUGGGCAGUGUCGACCAAGAUAUCGUCCAAAUGCCCUCGAAGCAAUUUGCAUGGCCACCGCAGUCUACUACUGUCCAGCGAGUGAUGGCUAUCUCUUCCAGCCCUCUUAUCUCGGCGUUGGGCCCGCUUUCCAGACUCAUUGCCCAUGCGGUCGAAAACGUCCGGGAUCCUAGGCUAGUUGCGCGGUCUGUCGACCAGCUUGCGGACUUUGUUCGGACUUUGGCCGUGCAGUGGCGACAGAACAAGCUAUCAGAGGUUGAUAAAGCUGAAGAGGUUGAGUUUCUGGAACCAAACUCUCUCAGAGAAACAAUACCCAGCUUGUGGAAGCUGCUCCGCAAUUGUCUAUAUUCCGCUGUCAUUAUUCUUCGUGCCGUUUUUGGCCGGGUGAUUAACGACCGAGGACUGGCAUCUGACAAGAGUGCGCCGUUCAUCUCAAUGCAGGCUCUCCACAUUCUCCGCAAUCUAUAUUUCAUCUCCACUCGAGUCGGUCCGAACUCCUCAUCCCAACAUACAUUUGUGACAUUAGCGGCCGUGGACAUUCUGGCCCAGUAUCCUGUCUUGAGUGAGAAUUUCCUCAAGAGCAUCAAACCAACCGAGAUUGGCCACAUUCCUGCUCAUCCCCUUGAUCGAUGCCUUGAUUUAUUCUUCCUGAAUACCUCGGAGCUUUUCACAACCGUCGUAUCGCCGAAUUUCAGUGAAGAAUUACUUAUACAAGCCGCGAUGCCCUACAUCGCAGCAGGUGGAAACAACCACCUUCUCGAAAUAUUUGAGGCAGCGCAUAGUUUAGCCCUUGCUAUAUUCGCAAUCCCCAAUAACGCGGCUGUGGCUGCGACACAUCUUCCGUUUUACAUAGAUAACCUCUUCGCUGUUUUUCCGAACAACCUUUCCGGCCGCCAAUUCCGGCUUGCCUUCAAGACAGUCCUCCAAGUCACUGCGCCUCCAUCUCCCAUCGCAAACCGCCAACCUCUCCUUCCCUCAAUCCUUCUCGAAGUCCUCUACGACAGAGCCCUUAAAAACGCCUCCACUGACCCACUCCCACCUUCCUCUCAGCCAUCAAACUCGCCCGAUCCAGACAUGGCCAAGGAAGCCCCAGUCCUGCUCUCCGAGCAAGCAACCCUAACUCUCGCGCUCAUCGACAGUCUAUGCUUCCUUCGGGUCGAAGAUCUAGAAGAGUGGCUCCCGCUCACUGCAAACUUAAUAAACGCUAUAUCUGCGCCAGAGAUGCGGAUGGCCUGUGUGGAGCGGUUCUGGGGUACCUUGAGUAAUGGGGAGAUGGAUGUCGAUAGGGCUCAUUACUGUGUUACAUGGUGGAGUACAAAGGGUGGAAGGGAGAUGAUUUUGUUGGGACUUGAGAAUAAUGCGGUUGCGCAGGCCGAUGAACAGGCCGGGGGUCAGGGUGCUUAUAUGAGUGGGGCAGUUGGAGGAGUUGCUCCGGAGAGCAAACUCUAG
Molecule: messenger RNA, 2109 nt
Organism: Aspergillus puulaauensis
Lineage: Eukaryota; Fungi; Ascomycota; Eurotiomycetes; Eurotiales; Aspergillaceae
Gene: pex8
Product: putative peroxisomal membrane protein Pex17
Exons: 4
Coding region: 1-2109 (702 amino acids)
Source: RefSeq, a predicted model, not a curated record